GGCUCUGCCUGUUGCGCACUUGGCGUCACACACGGACAGCAGCGCACAGCAGCUGCGUGGAUGCGCGGAGCCGCUAAUGGACUUUCCCCACUCUCUUUUCCUGGCAGUGGUUUUAUGACUCGGAUCCUCUCGGGCCGGCGGCUGCUCUCAUCCAACCCGGGGACUCAUUACAACGUGGCACCGUUACGCAUCCAGUGGCCGCGGCAAGACACGCGCGCACACACUCGAGACGUUCUACAUCAGGAAGCACAGGAGCCGUAGGAGGAUCUGUCUCUGCCAGAGAUGCACACCAGUGCAAUGAAGACCUGAAGCCUGAGAAUCCAUGUGUGCCCCGCUGAACACACACACUGACGAGUUACAGACACCGGUGGUUGUAGCAGUGUGUGUGUCUGUGCGUGCGUGUUUGUGUGCAUGUGCCUAUGUGUGCAUGUAUAUGUGUGUGUGUGCGUGUAUGUGUGUGGCCGACCCUGUGUCUGUAUUUGUGCCGAAAAAUUCAGCUGAGGACGUAAACCAAAGAGCAUGAUCCAACUGUCCACCUCAGUCUACCUGCUAGGAGGCCUUUUAGGCCUGUGUCUGCUUGAACCUGUUCUGACGGCCCUGACGCCAGCCAGCAUGUGCACGCCCUUAAAGACACUCAACGACAGCCUCAGCCACAGGCGACGGUACAUGAAGCACAACUUCCCCAUCAACUACAGCAUCAGGGUUCAUCAGAAGGAAAUCUUCAAACUGUCAAACAUCCGCAGAAUGAAGUUGCAGGUGGAGGGAUUGGAUGAGCUGGUUCUCCAGAGGCUGUGGUUCCAGGUCAACCAAGGAGUGUUAAAAAAGAUCAUCCGGAUGAUGGCGGAGAGACAUCCUUCGCGGCCAUACACCGCUGAGCUGGAGCGACGGUUCAGGGACGCCGAGGGAGUCUUUGUGGAGUCGCAUCCCACCGAGGUGUUCCAGAAAGAGCUUCCAGAGACAAUCCAGGACAUUUGGGAUUGUUUAACAGAGGAGCCUGAACGAGUGCCGGAGACCAGCUGGAAGUUCGCUACUCCAAAAUCCCUCUUAGACAACUUCUGCCAAACCAUGUACUGCCUCUUCAGCGACUGCUUUGCCAGCGGCGGAACACAGCAGGACUACUGUGGCGUUUUCCAUCGGAUGAAAGGCAGGAAGAAAGACGAAAGCUGAGAAGAGCCGAGUGGGGCGCAGGCCCUGUGGAUACUGACUCAGGAUUUGUAUCAUUAGCUGUCGGGGUAGAGGGGUGAACGGACGACCCACAGCCAAACAAGACAUGAAUAAGUCUUUCUCAAUAUCUACCAAAGAGGGCCUAGAUUGUCUGGACGAUCCGAUGGAGACGCUCCAUGAAUCAAAGCAGACUGAAACAAUAGGCACAUUAACAGCAUUCAUAUUAUUUUGUGAGCAUUUGGACUCUUUACUUUACAUAAAGCUCAUUUUGGAGUAAAAUCUCCAACUCCUUCCAACUCUUUACCCACUGAGGAAGCCCAAAGUGUUUUUAUCGCUUCAUAGCAUCUCACACUGAUGCUGUAGUAUUUGAGAUUCCAGCUUUGGAAGAUAACUAUUCAUGUUCACACAUACGGACUAAACUGAUGUACGAUCAAUAUAUUCGAUAUAUUCUCUCCUAAAGUGGAUUAUUCAAGAAAGGGGGGCGCACAAGCUCCCGAAUUCAGUGAGGGGUUAACUUCUGGACUGAGAACAUCAAUGUGGCUUUGCAAAAUCUCUACCAACACCCUGAUGUUCUCCCCUGGGCCUGGAUGGUCCAACUCAGAGACCCGACCAGAGGCAACAAGAGAGACUACACAUUGGAUUGUUAGUGGAUUGAAAAACAACCGAGUUUGUACCCGAGACCGACUUCUCUUCUCUGUUUGCCCCAUCACAUCAUGUGUAUGUGAACUGAACUUCAAACCUUUUAGGCAAACGGAUAACUACUGUUUUCUCUUCCUUCUUCAAUUGUUGACAAUGCAUUUCUUAACCUACAGCCUACAUUUAAAGUGAUAUUCUAUCAGUGUGUCAUAGACCCAAAACUGCAUAAACAUAAACUUUCAAAAAUGUAUUUAUUUCUAUUUGUUUAUCGUGUGUGAGUGAGAGCUGAACCCAGAAAAACGACAACAUACGACCUUCCUCCAUCCGAGCCGUGCAUCUUCAUAUCUACUGUAGAAUAUAAAUCCUGCUACUAGAUUAGAUUUUUCCUCAGAUGCAAACAGAGUCUAGAGAGUUUGCGGUGAUAAAAGCCGACGCCGGUGUCUAUGCAUGUUAAGAAAAUUCCUGUGAUCUCCAGCGGAGUUAAUAAGCCUAAAUAAUUCGGAGGAUUAGUUGCUGUUGUGAUUGCAGAGAACCUCCUGUGUUGUGCAGGUGUGAAAGGAAAAAAAGCCCCAGGUCAUGUUUGAAAGCGGGUUUUGUUUCACUCAUAUUCAUCAGGGUGUUGAACCAAACCAGUCAAGAGACCCAAUGACCUGAUGUACUCACUAAGUAACAAGCAGCAGAAAAUGAUGAACAGCUGGGCUCAGAAAGUCAAGCACCUGUUUAGUCGAGGUUGAGUUGCGAAACAACUGUGAUUUUAUUAUUUUCACACUUACAACACAUCAGAUCCCUGAAAGAGGAAGUUAGGAAAUCCACUCAGCUUUUCUCAGCCAUUGUUAUCAAGUGCUGAGGACGUUCACUGCUGAGUGGAUCAACAGAUCACCUGAAGGCCCUCUGCAACUGUCGGGGUUGGAAUGCAGCCUUGAUCUUGUCUCGUUACUCGACUGAAAUAUGAUUUUUUGUUUUACAUUCCUCUCAUGGAUUUUACAUUCCUCGCGCGAUUAUCGAUGAUGAAGAUGAAGGUGGAGGAAUAAGCCGAUUAUGGUGGACGGUUCCCGGUCGGAACAUACAGAGCAAUGAUGUCAGGUUGGUGCACAGGAAGGAUUUAGUAAUUACACAUAGAGGACACUGUCUGCCUAUUGAGAAGUGUGUAGGAAUACAAUUUUGUUCCGUACAAAUUGAACAUUGCGAUGUUUCACUAAUCUUCAGGUAUAAAUUUGAGUCUCACCCAAAACUGCAGUAAGAAUCCACUUUCAGUUCAUGCGCUCACUCCUCAUGUCACAUAUGAUCUACGUACAAGCUUUGCAAGUCCAAUCGUGUCACUCUUUAGACAGGAGAAUGAUGAUGUUAAAUUAUUACUAUAUAUAUAUAUAUAUUUACAGCAUUGGGUUGAGCAGCUUCCAUGCGUUUCAGAAGGCAAAACAAAAGAAGCCCUGUUAUAAUGUAUCAGAUGAAAGAUAAAUAUUGGUGUAUUUCUAUAAAUGCAGUAAAUGUAUUUUUAUUAUACUUUAUCGAUCUUAUGUAACCGUAUGGUUGUUUUUUCGUAACCAUAAGAACAUUUUAAGGUGUAUUCAAAGAUCCUUUAUUAUAAAGAUGUAGUGAUAUUUACUACCUGACUGACUGGCAACAACAGAAAGAUGAUAAACUACAAACACACGGAUGGUUGUUGUCUGUGGUCUGAAGAUAUGUGUAAGAAACAUUUUUUUUUAUACACAAGAUAAUGAAUUAUUUAUUUUUGGGAAAUGUAUAAUGCUACGUGACAAUACUUUUAUGAAAGAAAAAUAAAAACCAAAUUUUUUAUCAACUAA
Pleuronectes platessa (European plaice) is the source of this 3605-nucleotide messenger RNA. It is a transcript of the gene il34, whose product is annotated as interleukin 34. The record is from RefSeq and is a predicted model, not a curated record. Gene Ontology annotation, molecular function: cytokine activity; macrophage colony-stimulating factor receptor binding. Gene Ontology annotation, biological process: positive regulation of monocyte differentiation; positive regulation of cell population proliferation; positive regulation of macrophage differentiation. NCBI's taxonomy places the organism in Eukaryota, Metazoa, Chordata, Actinopteri, Pleuronectiformes, Pleuronectidae. The transcript has 8 exons. Bases 520 to 1167 code for a protein of 215 amino acids.